AUGCCAGAAAAGGACCGCGACCCUGUGCAGCCAAUUCGCUGCACGAACUGUGCCCGGUGCGUGCACAGGGAUAAGGCCAUUAAGAAGUUCGUCAUUCGGAAUAUUCUAGAAGCCGCUGCUGUCAGGGACAUAUCUGAAGCAAGCAUCUUCGAUGCUUAUGUGCUUCCCAAGCUCUAUGUCAAGUGGCAUUACUGCUUGAGCUGUGCCAUUCAUAGCAAGGUCAUUGGGAAUCGAUCUCGUGAGGCCCAGAAGGACUGA
Messenger RNA from Rattus rattus (black rat), 258 nucleotides. RefSeq names its product 40S ribosomal protein S26-like. Gene Ontology annotation, molecular function: mRNA binding; structural constituent of ribosome. Gene Ontology annotation, cellular component: cytosolic small ribosomal subunit; ribosome. Lineage: Eukaryota; Metazoa; Chordata; Mammalia; Rodentia; Muridae. The coding region runs from base 1 to 258 and encodes 85 amino acids. The transcript has a single exon. Gene Ontology annotation, biological process: translation. The record is from RefSeq and is a predicted model, not a curated record.